Messenger RNA from Sparassis crispa, 489 nucleotides. RefSeq lists its product as hypothetical. The coding region runs from base 1 to 489 and encodes 162 amino acids. The record is from RefSeq and is a predicted model, not a curated record. The transcript has 2 exons. NCBI's taxonomy places the organism in Eukaryota, Fungi, Basidiomycota, Agaricomycetes, Polyporales, Sparassidaceae.
AUGCCGCACCGUCCGGCUACAAACUUGUUCCUCUGGAAAGUCACUGACGGCACAUAUCUCUCCGGACUUAGCGAUUUUCGAGCCCUGUUCUCCACUGGUAUCCUUAAGAUUCAAAUUCUGGAUAUCAACUCGGACUUGGUUCAAGCAACACGACGACACAAAUCCGGUGAACCGUCGCAACCGUCGCAACUACGAUCAGACCUCUCCAUGCUCCCGGGCGCAGAUUUCACCGAUGCAAAAACGUGGGAUCAAGUCAGCCGCUUUCUCAUCAUAGCAUACACGGAUAAAGUUAUCCAUGUCAAAACGGGAGAUGUUUUCAUGGUCAUACUGGGGACAAUCAAGAUCACACCGAGACCCGCAAUACCUCACGAUGUCCAUCGGGCCGAUGAUGUCCUUGUGAAAGAGAGCCACAGCAAGCCCACGCUUGCCAUGGAUCAGGCAGCCGUUCUUGCGGUGGAGAACCAGGCGGACGGUAGUAAUGUCUCGUGA